This is a messenger RNA of Diabrotica virgifera virgifera (western corn rootworm), 2369 nucleotides long. It is a transcript of the gene Sf3b2, whose product is annotated as splicing factor 3B subunit 2. The record is from RefSeq and is a predicted model, not a curated record. The transcript is spliced from 12 exons. Bases 138 to 2285 code for a protein of 715 amino acids. Lineage: Eukaryota; Metazoa; Arthropoda; Insecta; Coleoptera; Chrysomelidae. Gene Ontology annotation, cellular component: U2 snRNP; U12-type spliceosomal complex; U2-type spliceosomal complex. Gene Ontology annotation, biological process: mRNA splicing, via spliceosome.
UGCUUGUUUUGACAGCGUUCUAUCAUUCUAUGUUCUAUGCUAUAUGGAUUUUUGGUAAUCCAAGUGGAAUAAAUAACCUAACCUUGUUUGCUUUGAUAUUUUAAUAAUAGACGAAAAAUAUAUUAUAUUCGUUAAAUAUGGAAGAACCAGCUAAUACUGAUUCACUAUCAAUGUUAGCUGAUAUGCAAGAUUCACCUCAAAAUGAAAAUAUGACUUCAGAAUCUAAUUUAGACCCACCAGGAACACAAGAAUGGGCAAAUGAUGACUUCGAUUCUGAAGACCCUGUCCCUUCAGCACAACUGCCAUCUCUUCUAUCACUAAAAGUUAUUCCACCAGAACAAAUAAAUACACAAGAAUCAUCUGAAGUAGUUCUUCCACAAGCUUUAGAAGAAGUUCUCGCUUUAAAAAGUCAGAGGCAAUUGGAGCUUGGUAAUGAAAUAGAUGCUGCGAAUACAGAAAAUCAACAAAAUCAAAAGAGUUCUGAGAAGGAACCUCUUUGGGAGAAGGAUGAUAAUGUGGAUGUUGUUCCUGAUGCAGUGGUAACCUCAUAUAAAGUUCCAAAAGAGAAGGAGGUAAAAGACAAAUAUAGUAAAAAUAAGAAGAAGAAAAACAAGAAAAAGAACAGGAGACUUAAAGCCAAUGAGGAAAAAGAGGACAAUAAAAAGAAUGGAGAAAAAGAAGUAAACUUAGUAAAUGAACUAGAAAAUGUCGAAAUAGAAUACGUUCAAGAAACUAUUGGACUACAUGAACUAGCUCCACAAUACAGGCAGUUUUACAGUAUUUUUGAAUCAUUUAAAAUAUCAGAUCAAAAGGCAGAUAUUGCUCCGCCCACUUUAGCUUUGCCCACAUCCUUGUCAAGUAAGACAGUCGCUGUAGCUGAAGAUGUUGAUGAUAUGGAUGAUAUGGAAGAGAAAAAAUUGGAAGAUAAGUCCAAAUUAUCAAAAAGAAAGAUGAAGAAGCUGACUAGAUUAAGUGUUGCAGAAUUAAAACAAUUGGUUCAAAGACCAGACGUUGUUGAAAUGCAUGAUGUUACCGCAAGAGAUCCUAAAUUAUUAGUACAGCUUAAAGCUCAUAGAAAUACAGUUCAGGUUCCGAGGCAUUGGUGUUUUAAACGUAAAUAUCUACAAGGAAAGCGUGGUAUUGAAAAGCCUCCAUUUAAUCUUCCAGAUUUUAUAAAAAAGACUGGUAUUAUGGAAAUGAGAGCAUCUCUUCAAGAUAAAGACGAAGCUAAAACUUUAAAGGCAAAAAUGCGAGAGAGGGCUAGACCAAAGCUUGGAAAAAUCGAUAUUGACUACCAAAAACUACACGAUGCAUUCUUUAAAUGGCAAACAAAGCCAAAGAUGACUAUUCAUGGAGACCUCUAUUAUGAAGGAAAAGAAUUUGAGACAAGAUUGAAAGAAAAAAAGCCUGGUGAUCUCAGUGAGGAAUUAAGAACUGCUCUUGGUAUGCCAGUCGGUCCAAAUGCUAAUAAGGUUCCUCCUCCAUGGUUAAUUGCCAUGCAACGUUAUGGUCCCCCUCCAAGCUAUCCUAAUCUAAAAAUCCCAGGUUUGAAUGCACCAAUUCCCGAAGCUUGUGCUUUUGGUUAUCAUGCAGGCGGUUGGGGUAAACCUCCUGUUGACGAAAACGGUAAACCGUUAUAUGGUGAUGUCUUCGGUACGAACUCAAGUAACAUGGAUGACAUCGGAGAAGACCCCAACAUUGAUAGGUCUCUUUGGGGAGCAUUAGAAUCAGAAUCUGAAGAAGAGAGCGAAGAAGAGGAAGAAGAGCAAGAAAAAGAAGCACCGAUUGUUGAUGAGUCUGGUCUAGUAACUCCAGCUGAAGGCUUAGUUACACCGAGCGGUAUAUCUAGCAUACCUGCUGGUAUGGAAACACCAGAAACUAUUGAGCUAAGGAAAAAGAAAAUUGAAAGUGAAAUGGAGGGAAGCGAGACCCCUGUUCUAUAUCAUAUAAUACCUGAGAAACGCAAUGAAAGAAUUGGAAAUGCCAUGAUGGGUAAUGUUCACACAUAUGAUAUGAGUAAUAUUGGUACUGUGGGAGCUCCAAUCACCAAGAGAGUUGAUCGAGAGGGCAUGGUCGAAUUGGCAUUGGAUCCAUCAGAAUUAGAUAUGGAUAGCGAUGCGAUGGCUGUAAGAUAUGAACAACAAAUGAGGGAAAAUCAAAGUCAGUUACAAAAGGAAGAUCUAAGUGAUAUGUUGGCGGAACAUGUUGCAAAACAAAAAAGUAAAAGAAAGAGACAGCAGCAGGAGACAAAACAGACAAAGAAAUAUAAGGAAUUUAAGUUUUAAGUUUGUGUUUGUAUAUAUUUUGUAUUUUUUUUAUCACUACUAUAAGUACUGUAAGUGAGACACUUUAUUAAAUGAUAAAUAACA